AUGAGGAAGGGCUUGAGCUUCAGAGAAGCCAGGAGGCUGAACUAUGUGCGCCCUUUCAGCACCUCUCCAUCCUGUUUAGCUUUAUCCCAGGACACAGGUCGUCUCGACUUUCGAGCCAUCGACUCCAAAUGGCAGCAGAGAUGGACGGCCCGAGCCCAAGCCCAAGCCCAGCGGCCGAAAUCCACGUCGCCCAAGUCCUACAUUCUCCCUAUGUUCGCUUAUCCCUCAGGCUCGCUGCAUAUGGGUCACCUUCGUGUCUACACAAUCUCCGACGUAAUCGCACGAUAUCGACGAAUGCGAGGUGAUCAAGUUUUACAUCCCACAGGCUGGGAUGCCUUUGGUUUACCAGCUGAAAAUGCUGCGAUAGAGCGUGGAAUUGAUCCUGCAGUGUGGACCGAGCAGAACAUAACAAAGAUGAAGCAACAGCUCAAGAGCAUGAAUACCAGCUUCGAUUGGGACGCGGAAAUAUCUACAUGUUCACCCUCAUUCUAUAAGCAUACACAGAGUAUAUUCUUGAAGCUGUUUCGGCAUGGUUUAGCAUACCAAGCAGAAGCCCUUGUCAACUAUGAUCCGGUGGACAAAACCGUUCUUGCAAAUGAACAGGUUGACAGCAAUGGGCGAUCUUGGAGAUCAGGAGCCCUUGUACAGCAGGUCAAUCUUCGCCAGUGGUUCUUCCGUAUCACCGAAUUUAAAGAGGCUUUGCUGCAAGACCUUGACUACUUGUCUGAAGGCGGCAGAUGGCCAGACAGAGUCGUUUCGCAACAACGCAAUUGGCUUGGUCGUUCUACCGGAGCGCGAAUUAAAUUUGAGCUGAGAGAUCAAGCUGGUUUCUCAACACCAGCCCCUGUAUUCACAACACGUCCUGAUACGCUGUAUGGGGUGAAAUUUCUUGCUUUGUCUAUGAGCCAUCCCCUCGUCAAGCAACUGGCCACCCAUGAUCCUGAACUGCAGCGGUUUCUGGACAGGCGAGCUUCCUUUCCACCCGAUUCCAAAGAAGGCUUUGAGCUGCCUUUGAAAGCUGUCCAUCCUUUGUCCCAAGAACCGCUGCCGGUGUUUACCGCGCCGUAUGUUUUGGAGGACUAUGGUGAGGGAGCUGUUAUGGGUGUGCCCGCGCAUGAUACGAGGGAUCUCAGCUUUUGGAAGUCACAUCAACCCGCGGAUCCCGUUACAAGAGUGGUAGCGUGCGCGGAGGCCGAGCCGGAACCACUUUACUCCCUGCCUCAUGACCUUUCCGAGGCCUACACCGGCCACGGACUAUUAACCUCGGCCUGUGGCCCUUAUGCUGGAAUGGAAAGCCGAGCAGCAGGCAUAAAGAUUGUCAGCGACCUGCAGAAGCGCAAUCUUGCAGAGCCAUUUGAAACCUGGAAGCUCCGCGAUUGGCUGGUAAGUCGACAGAGAUAUUGGGGUACCCCUAUACCUAUCAUCCAUUGCCCCAGUUGUGGUAUCGUUCCUGUACCAGAAGAAGAUCUUCCUGUGGUCCUACCGCCUCUAGACUCAUCUAUUAAAGGCCAGACAGGCAAUCCCCUUGACAAGCUGGAAGAAUGGGUCCAUUGCACAUGCCCCCAGUGCCGAAAUCCAGCCCGACGAGAGACAGAUACCAUGGAUACCUUCGUUGACUCGUCCUGGUAUUUUAUGCGGUUUCCUGAUCCUCAAAACGAAAAUCAGCUUUGCUCCCAAGAGUCAGCGCACAACAUGCUACCUGUCGAUAUAUAUAUUGGCGGCGUUGAGCAUGCAAUUUUACAUUUGCUCUAUGCACGCUUCAUCUACAAGUUUCUUUGCAAGGAAGGUCUCAUGACAAAAGAAUGCGGAAGACAAGAACCAUUUCAGCGACUUGUAGCGCAAGGCAUGGUACAUGGAAAGACAUUUUCUGACCCGCAAACUGGUCGAUUUCUCCUUCCAGGAGAACUUGCCGCCGAUGGGGAUCGUAUCGUCAUGAAGUCCACUGGAAAAGUACCCAAUGUUACCUUUGAGAAGAUGUCAAAAAGUAAACACAACGGCGUCGAUCCUACCACAGCUAUAGAAAAAUUCGGAGCUGACACCUUACGAGCUCAUAUCCUUUUUGCAGCUCCCGUUAGCGAGGUUUUGCAAUGGGAUGAAGAGAAGAUUGUCGGCAUCCAGAGAUGGCUUAGUCGGGUCAGACGUCUCGUUGCAGAUCUUUCUGAGCGCAACACCUCCUUGGCCGCCGUCGAUGGAGACCCCGACUCAACCAACAUGAUACAGAAGUUGACGAACAGCGACGCCGAUGUCUUGCUCCUGGCUUCAAGUACAAGUCGAAACAUUCGCGAUACGUUUGAAAACGACAUCUACAGCCUCAACACAGCGAUCUCGGACCUUACUAAACUUACCAAUAAAAUUCAGGAGGUUGGAAUUGACAACCUCACCCUGCAAGUCGCGCAGCAGGUGAUCCAUGCGCUCCUGAAGAUGAUGGCACCAAUCACACCGGCAUUCGCGGAAGAGUGCUGGGAAGAGCUUAUCAAGAACGAAUCAGAGGGAAGCAUCUUCGACGAGAUUUGGAGCGGUGAUAUUAUCAGCCCGGAACAAGAGUCUGUCCUCAAAGGACGCAAACAACUGAUCACCUGCGCAGUUCAGGUGAACGGAAAGCUUCGAUUUACGACGGAGAUUCCUGUUACUCAGCCCAACGGAGCUUCUUCUGGAGGAAAGGAAGAACGUGAAGAAGCGAUCCUGAAGACGAUUCUUGCUACGGACGAAGGUCGACUGUGGCUGACCGAGAAGAACGAUUGGGACCGGAGAAAGAGGGUGAUUGUUGUCGGCAAUGGAAAAGUAGUGAACGUGGUCUUUUGA
Exophiala spinifera is the source of this 2802-nucleotide messenger RNA. RefSeq names its product leucine-tRNA ligase. Bases 1 to 2802 code for a protein of 933 amino acids. Gene Ontology annotation, cellular component: mitochondrion. NCBI's taxonomy places the organism in Eukaryota, Fungi, Ascomycota, Eurotiomycetes, Chaetothyriales, Herpotrichiellaceae. Gene Ontology annotation, biological process: leucyl-tRNA aminoacylation; mitochondrial translation. The transcript has 2 exons. The record is from RefSeq and is a predicted model, not a curated record. Gene Ontology annotation, molecular function: ATP binding; leucine-tRNA ligase activity; aminoacyl-tRNA deacylase activity.